This is a messenger RNA of Clupea harengus (Atlantic herring), 5294 nucleotides long. RefSeq names its product cracd like a (gene cracdla). NCBI's taxonomy places the organism in Eukaryota, Metazoa, Chordata, Actinopteri, Clupeiformes, Clupeidae. The record is from RefSeq and is a predicted model, not a curated record.
UGUGAAUUUAACAGUUCUUCCGGCUCGGUUUGUGGUUACUCUUGGAAGGCCGUAUAUACUUUGUAUGUGUGUAUGUAGUGAUUUGAAUUCAUUUCCUGUUUAUGAACCAGCUUUGUGGAUCGUCUUUUUCUUCAUAUAUAUCUGUAUAUGCCAUUUAUCAUUUCUUUGUAUGAUGUAUGAUUGGUAGUUCCAACCGAGCCAUUUUAAUACCUCCGAUGUGCAGCAACUUUGUGAUUAAGCUGUUGUUGUGGGAUUAGGACUCAGUGAAAUCUUACAGGGAAUUCUAUUUUAUGUUAUUAAGGCUCUGGAUAAUCUCCAUUUUGUCCUGUUGGGUGUGUACUGCUAUAGUUGAAGUCCUUACAAUGUAAAUGGACCUGACCUAGGGGUUCUAAAUGAUAAUUGAAACUCUGAAUGCUGAGCAUUCAGGAGCUGUUCUUUAUGUCUGUUCAACUCGUCUCUCUCUUUUAUAUUGGCACUACUCACAUCUCCAUGGCAUCAGUGUUUUGCUCUAAUUGACUGCAAUGAAAGUAUGUGUCGGUACGUGUUUGCUUGAGCUCACAUUGAGUUCCCCUCUGUAAAAACAAUGACCCAGUAGAAACAAGAGCAUUGCUUCUUUUUGCACGUGAAAACAGGCCACUGAAAUCUCAGGCAGGUCAGAGGAUGGACUUUGCAUGCUGUUCAUCAGCAUUGCGUGUUUUUACUUAUCAGAGCAUAGCCAAUGAGCAUUUAGCCUGGUCGCCGUAAAAAAGGGUUUGGUAUCAUUAUAACAGGUGUGUCUGUUCUAGUUCAAACGAGACAUGAGAAGGCAAACAUAUAGGCUAAUCUUGCAUGUCUGUAAGUACAAAUGACUCAACAACAGACGCAUUGUAGAUGUCAAAUCUUUGAAAUCUAAACAAAAAUCAAGAAAUGGAGUUAUCCUCAGGGGACCUUGAGGGCAGCAGUGACGACCCCACAGGAAAGAAGAAAUCAAAACUCAAGACUCUAAAGACACGUCUCUUCGGAAAGACCAAGACGAAAGAGGACAAAGGGGAGAGGAAGCUGAGCCAGUCAGACAGUGACAUCACACAAGGGAAGGAUGAGGAGCUGGACGUAGAGGAGAAUUUCAGCAACAUGGGGUCUCGUGCAUUGUCACAUGACAGCAUCUUCCUUGCUGACCUGUGUCUGUCCUCAACGGAACCACCACGUGUUCUGUCUCAAGAGAACGUGCAGAGUCGUAUCAAAACCUUACAGAUGAAACUACAACAGCAGAACCUGCGUCUCGGUCAUCCCCCUCUUGUGAUGUCCAUUAAGAGGCCAGAGGAUGCAAGCGGCAGCUCAGAAGACGACGGGCUCCCGCAAAGCCCUCCUGAAAUCGUUCUCAAUGGGGUUUUACCUCAGAGAGCAUCCUACAAGACCGGCAGCCCAACUGCACCAAUCGUCUCGGCUCCCUCGGAUACUGGGGUUGAUUUCAGUUCCCCUGCACAAUUCACCCCUUGCCUGGACAAUUCUGCUGCUCGUCACCGAAUGUCCGUGAAGCCCAGGAACCAGAGGGCCAGUGCUAAAAUCAGGAAGCUGACAUCACAGCCGGCUUCUCGAGCACGAUCUGAAAGCAUGAACAACCUGGGACAUCCCAUGCCUAACAAAGAAGAUGAGAAAGGACUUGUGCUUUCUAAGGAGUCCAUCCGGUUCCGAUCCCAUUCCAGCCAGGUGCUACGAACCGGGAGGAGACCUGCUACUCCCCCAGAUGAGAACCAUUUGCCUAAUUCUACUCAGAGGUCUUUGAUGGCGACCAAUGGUCCACAUCAACCUGCCUCACCCCUACGACCCCCAAUCCAGCCACGUCCUCUCAUGACCGAGAAUGUUGUCGGGAUGUCCACCCUUCGUUCCCAACUGCCCGCCGUUCCGGAACCUCCCAUGGAUUCUGUUCCUACCUCUGGAACAGAGGCAACCCCUGUUAUGUCUCCAGCAGCCGAUCCCAAAAAGAAUCACAUGGCCUCAGAGACUGUGGGAACAAAGGCCCCUGGCUCUCCAAAGACAAAGAGUGUGGGUAGCACCAGGCAAGUAGGAGAGAAUCUUGGUAUUUUUCCCCUUAAGCCUGCCCAAAGCAGUGCCCCAUCGACUGCCGUUCCACAAAGAGUUCCUGCCAGUGUUUUAGCAAAUAAAAGGGAGAAUGAUAAGCAGUGCGUCACUGGAUCUCAGAUGCCAGUACUCCAGAAUAAGACUGAAACAGCUGACAGAAAGGGGAAUCAGAGUUUAAAUCCGCAGACUGAGAUUCCUCUGAAAGCUCAGCCUGUGAUGGCAGACGUCACUCUGAGGUCAGAGGUCACUCCAUUGAGAUCUAUUAGCACAAAUGAGAAAACUCCAAUCAAAGAGGAAUUAAAGAGUGGGAUGUUAACACAGCCAGCUAAAGUAUCAGCACCUAUACAAAUAGUAAAACCACAAGCUAUAGAAAAUAUAGUACCUAGUCAACAAAGACCCACGUCUGGAUCGCCACGUUUUACUAUUUCCUCGGCUCACAACAAAGAUCGAACUAGAACUGGGAGCUUCACCAGUAUGUUUGAAGAAACAGGAGCUAAGAAAGACUUAACCAAACCAACUGUUCCAUACCUAACCCACCGGUGUCAGGAGCAGCGUGGUGUACAAAAGGGUGACAUGAAAGCCAAAGAACUACCUCCUACUGCUCCUGCAGAGACCCCAAUGCAACGGGGGAACAGCAGUGGUGCCGAUCAGGGGGAGUCUUCGGCUCUGCAACAUGAGACCGGAGAGGAGGCCACGGAGGAGGAGGGUCAGGAUGGUGUGGAGGAGGCUGAGGAGGCCCAUGAAGACUUGAGAGAACACGGAGAGGAGGAACCGACAACGGAAGAGCGAGAAAAGAAUGCAUUUGGAGUAAAAUUGCGUUCCACCUCAUUGUCUCUCAAAUACAAGAUUGACACUGCUCAGUCAGAGGUCGGCAUUAAACGGCAUAGUGCUGAUGUCAGCACGCUAAGCACAGCACAAGGCGCCCAGGCUGUGGCAUUGGAUUUGGCGAUGAAGAAGGAUGCUCCUCCAGCUGUCUCAAGGGCCAACAGGACGGGUUCUCUGAUCAAAUCUGCUGCUUCACCGGGCUGUGAUUCUCUGACAGCCACACCAGCGGGGCAGAACAUCUCAUCCUUCCGGUCCGCUGGCAAUGCUGAUAGCAGGCUAAGAUCUAGGUCCCUUCGACAGGAUGGUGAAGCAAACCAAUCAGCUGUGUCUGCAUCUUCAUCUUUUUCCAAGGAGUCACCUGCACCCACACCAUCCAAACAGGUGUCAUCUGCACCCACACCAUCCAAACAGGUGUCAUCUGCACCCACACCAUCCAAACAGGUGUCAUCUGCACCCGCACCAUCCAAACAGGUGUCAUCUGCACCUUUACCUUCAAAGGAGGCCAGUCCAUCUCAGUCAGAUGAUGUAUUGCCUACACCUCCACCUGUUAAAGAGCCAGAAGCUGCCAGCUCUGAUUCCUCAUGGAUAGGCAUGGCCAUGGAGAAGACCAGGACCAUUCAGCAGCUCCUGACCAGCAAACUCCCAGAGUUCCCCGAAGGACCCACUCUGCCGGUGGCACCUCCGGCCAAAAAGGAGUUCAUACCUUCUCCCACUGUGGAAGCAGCACCUGUACCCUCGCCCUCUAUUAAGAGGAAGGCUGCAUCUUCACCAACUAAGCAGACGGCAUCUGUACCCUUGCCCUCAAAGGAGGUUCCACCUCCACAAUCAGAUGAUGUAAAGUCUACAGCCCAAUCUGUUAAAGAAUCAGAGACUGCUUCCUCUGAAGUGUCCUGGAUGAGUAUGGCAAUGGAGAAGACAAGAACCUUCCAGCAGCUUUUCAAUAGCAAACCCUCAGAGUUCCCUGGGCCACAAACAGACAUGAAACCCACGCCUACAACUGAAACUCAGCCUGCAGUGUUACAACCUGCUGUAAGACCAGCACAGUCUACCAUCAGUGAAAAACCAUCUGGACAGCCUACCAGAAAGCCCAAACAGACCGCCCUGCCGGAUGCAUCACCAACAGAAUCAAGCCAGUCACCAACAGCUGUCCUCCAUUCCAUCCAAGUUCAGCCAAUCACAAAACAGCUACCAGUAGCAGCAUCCAAUCCAAAACCAAUACCCCCCACUGCAAGUCAAUCACCAGCAACACAAACCAUCAUAAGAGGAACACAGCUCCGUGCAUCACAGUCCAUAGCCACACAGCCUAACAUCUCCACAAAACAAUUGGUGAAACAGGCUCAAUCUCAGCAGGCCACAGCUCAAUCAACACCACCUUCCUCCAUCAUAAAUAAAACACAGCCAUCACCACCACCCUCCUCCACCCAAUCGAUACCCCACCCGUCACAGUCCACAGAUACCUCACAUCUGUCAUCCAGCCCAAAGCCUCCUUCCCAUCUAAAACAACAGAGUCAGCCAGCUCCACCGUCCAUCCCACAAGGUAACAAUGAUGGACUCAACUCAGUCAAGAAGAGAGGUGAUCUGCCCCAACCUGCCUCAGGAAGAGGCAGCGGGGCAAAUACAGCAGAGGCAUGGGAGCCUCGGACGACUCCUUCAGGUAGCAAGGCUGCCUUUUUGGAGAAGUGGGGAGACAAAGGAGCCUCUGCAGGCACCAAGAUUGAGUCAUCGAAAACCACCUCAGAGGCCCAAUCCUCACCUCAGUCUUUGACGUCAGUUAGAACAGGGCACCUCAACAGAGACUCAAAGACUGACACAGAUUUGGUGCCAAGCUCUGUCCCCUCGAGACCUACAGACAGAGAGGACAGGUCACUGAAGAGGUCACUUGCUUCUGCGUCCUCGCCCCAGCAGCCUAUUUCUGAGGGAGGCCAGCCGUCCUGGAUGGAGGUGGCCAAGAGGAAGUCUUUAGCAUGGAGUGAUAAGAGCACCACGGACUGAGAGGGCUUAGGAAGGACGGAAUGAGGAAGCUCCUGAUACCUGGCACCCUGACAGAUCAGACAGAUUUCCAGCACCCUUUGUGGUCUUGUGUUUGGGAACAAUCAAUUGACUUCUUGACCUCCUACCACUAUGUUCCUUUUUUUUUAUCUCUUUGUCCUUAAUUCAUGAUGCCCUUGAUCAUAUAUGUGAGAGGUGUAUAAUUUCAGGUAAAUAUUUAUUAUAUUUAAAAUAUAAAUAUGUAACAUUCACAUUUAAAUAUAUAAGAAUUGUGUAAAUAUGGAGUAAUUAAGGUGUAUAGUUAAGUAACCAACCUGGGCUAACCCAUUCUGUUGACUUUGCCUCAUGAACAGAUUAUACCAAUGUCAAUUAAGUAAAAUAAAAUAAAUAAAAUAGGUAAAGCCUUGUUUGUUGAUGAAAAA